AUGCUGAUCCUUCUUUUGGCAUACGUUGCAUCUGCUUUCACUAUGCCAAUUGACCACGCAGCAAACUGUCCAUUUCCUAAUGGAACAGAUAAAGCUCUUCACUCCUACAUUUGUGCGGCAGGCGAACAGUUCACGGUCAGCUCUAUUACAACCACCGACGAAAAGGGUAACAAUGUCUAUCCGAUAGAUCCUCGAAAACCAUUUGUUCUUCGAUUGAAUGCAUACAAUCACGGACAACAGAUUGAUGACAAUAGGGUGAACGUUCGAAUAUUCGAGUACGAGGCCGGUUUGACAAGUACUGACUGCGUCUGGACGCAAGUACCUACCUUUGGACUGUUAAACGGCAUCGAUGGAUGUGAUUAUGCACACAAUUGUCCCCUGACCCAUGGAGAUCUGACUCUUGAUCUUCCCCUGGAUCUCACUCAGUUCUCAGCCAUCAUUAAUGUUUUAGCUUCAUAUAGACCAUAUGAGUUUGAAAUCCGGAUGUUUAACUGGAACAAGGGAGAUACUAAACACGAAGAAUUCGCCUGCGUCGUAGCACAAGUGGAACUGAUUUGA
Molecule: messenger RNA, 558 nt
Organism: Necator americanus (New World hookworm)
Lineage: Eukaryota; Metazoa; Nematoda; Chromadorea; Rhabditida; Ancylostomatidae
Exons: 5
Coding region: 1-558 (185 amino acids)
Source: RefSeq, a predicted model, not a curated record